AUGGAUCUGCUCCCGCCGCCGACUGACGCGCCGGACCCCGGCGGCCCCGGCACCGGGGGGUCGGGCUGGGGGCUGCGCCGCGGGGUCGGGUUCCGGUCGCUGAAGCUGGUCAGCGUUGCCAUGGACGAGACCCUGCCCGUCGACCCCGUCGGCGCCACCUACGGCCGCCUCGCCAACGGCCUCACCUACUACGUCCGCUCCAACCCAAAGCCACGCAUGCGCGCCGCGCUCUCGCUCGCCGUCAAGGUCGGGUCGGUGGUGGAGGAGGAGGACGAGCGCGGUGUGGCGCACAUCGUCGAGCACCUCGCCUUCAGUGCCACCUCGCGAUAUACCAACCACGACAUCGUCAAGUUCCUCGAGAGCAUCGGGUCCGAGUUUGGUGCCUGCCAGAACGCGCUCACCUCAUCGGAUGAGACCAUCUACGAGCUGCUCGUACCCGUCGACAAGCCAGGCCUGCUCUCCCAGGCUAUAUCUGUCCUCGCUGAGUUCAGCUCAGAGGUUCGGGUGUCAGCAGAGGAUCUGGAGAAAGAGAGGGGUGCUGUGCUGGAGGAAUACAGGGGUGGGCGCAAUGCAGCAGGACGGAUGCAGGACUCCCACUGGGCACUGUUGUUUGAAGGUUCUAAGUAUGCAGAACGCCUGCCGAUUGGUACUGAGAAGGUGAUACGAACUGUUACACAUGAGACUGUGAAGCGGUUUUAUCAGAAAUGGUACCAUCUAAGCAAUAUGGCGGUAUUUGCAGUGGGUGAUUUCCCAGAUACACAGGCUGUUGUGGAGUUGAUAAAGGAGCAUUUUGGGCACAAAGCCCCAGCUCCCCACCCUCCUCCAGUUAUACCAGAAUUUCCAGUUCCAUCGCAUGAGGAACCUCGCUUUUCAUGUUUUGUGGAAUCUGAAGCCGCAGGGUCGGCUGUUGUUAUCAGCUGCAAGAUGCCUGCUGGUGGAAUUAAAACAGUAAAGGACUACAAGGAUUCACUGGCAGAGUCCAUGUUUCAUUGUGCGCUAAACCAGAGGCUCUUCAAAAUAUCUCGUAGAAAGGAUCCUCCUUACUUCUCUUGCUCCUCAGCUGCAGAUGCUCUCGUCUGUCCAGUUAAGGCUUACAUUAUGACAUCUAGUUGUCGUGAAAGGGGAACAGUUGAAGCUCUUGAGUCCAUGCUUCUUGAGGUUGCUAGGGUACGGCUCCAUGGAUUUUCUGACCGUGAGAUAUCCAUUGUACGCGCCCUAAUGAUGUCAGAGAUGGAGUCUGCAUAUUUGGAGCGUGAUCAAAUGCAAUCAACCAGCUUACAGGAUGAGUUUUUGCAGCAUUUUCUUCGUGAAGAACCUGUUGUUGGGAUUGAAUAUGAAGCACAGUUACAAAAGACUCUGCUUCCCCAUAUUUCUUCUGCAGAAGUGGCAAAAUUUGCAGAAAACUUUUCAACAGCCAGCAGCUGUGUUAUCAAGAUAGUUGAACCUCGAGCUCAUGCUUCUUUGGAGGAUCUGAAAGCAGUUGUGUUGAAAGUCAACAGUCUGGAAGAAGAAAAAUCUAUUUCUCCAUGGGAUGAAGAACAAAUUCCUGAAGAAAUUGUUGCCCAAGCUCCAGAGCCAGGGACUAUAAUUGAUAAAGUGGAGCACCCAGGCAUAGGUGCCACUGAGAUGAUACUUUCAAAUGGCAUGCGGAUUUGUUACAAGUAUACUGAUUUUCUUGAUGACCAGGUUGUUUUUACUGGCUUUGCCUAUGGUGGUCUGUCAGAAUUAUCUGAAGCUGAGUAUACUUCAUGCUCAAUGGGUUCGACCAUAGCAGGAGAAAUUGGCACUUUUGGCUACAGACCUUCUGUCUUGAUGGACAUGCUUGCUGGCAAGAGAGCCGAAGUUGGUACAAAAGUGGGGGCCUACAUGAGAACAUUUUCUGGCGAUUGCUCACCUUCAGAUCUUGAGACAGCUUUGCAGCUUGUUUAUCAACUAUUUACAACAAACGUGGAGCCAAGGGAGGAAGAAGUAAAAAUAGUGAUGCAAAUGGCAGAGGAAGCAAUCUAUGCUCAAGAGCGUGAUCCAUACACUGCAUUUGCGAAUCGUGUUCGUGAAAUAAAUUAUGGGAACUCAUACUUUUUUAAGCCAAUUAGAAUAAGUGACUUGAAGAAGGUGGAUCCAAUCAGAGCAUGUGAAUAUUUCAACAAUUGUUUCAAGGAUCCAUCAGCUUUUACGGUGGUAAUAGUUGGAAAAAUAGACCCAGCUAUCUCACUUCCACUGGUUCUGCAGUACUUGGGUGGAAUACCUAGGGUACAGGAUGCUACUCAACCACUUAGUCGUGAUGAUCUAAGAGGAUUGCCAUUCAAGUUUCCUGCAACCAUCAUUAGAGAAGUUGUCCGCAGCCCUAUGGUUGAAGCACAGUGCUUUGUACAACUGGCAUUUCCUGUUGUUCUUAAGAACACAAUGAUGACAGAAGAUAUUCACUAUGUUGGGUUUCUUAGUAAACUUCUGGAAACGAAAAUCAUGCAAGUACUUCGCUUCAAAUAUGGGCAGAUCUAUUCAGUUAACGUAGCUGUCUUCUUGGGUGGCAACAAACCCUCAAGAACUGGAGAUGUUCGUGGAGACAUAAGUGUGAAUUUCUCAUGUGAUCCAGACAUAUCAUCUAAACUGGUUGAUUUUGUUUUGGAGGAGAUAUCAUACCUACAGGUGGAAGGUCCUUCUGAAGAAGAUGUAUUGACCAUCCUCGAAAUUGAACAAAGAGCUCAUGAAAAUGGAUUACAGGAGAAUUACUUCUGGUUGGAUCGUAUUCUGCGGAGCUAUCAAUUAAGGCUUUUUUCUGGAGAUAUUGGAUCCACCGUUGCGUUCCAAGAGGAGGGGCGCAUAAAGGUUAGGGAUGCUUUGACGCCACAGACUAUGCAAUCGGCCUUGCAAAGAGUUAUACCUUUCCCUUGCAGAAAUCAGUACACUGUGGUUAUUCUUAUGCCAAAGUCAUCCUGUUGGGCGUCAUUGAAGUCAAUGCUUAGCUGGAGCUCUAAUGGGGUUAGCAGAGAUGCUAAGCAUGCUGAGCCUGAGAACCACUUCCUUGCAGAUUCUUGCUGGCAUGGCUGGUGCACUGGUGUUGGCAUAUACAGUUCAAUAGGCGGUGAACAAGGAUUUAGGGCGGCGGCUGACCCCUUCUCGUGCGCGCAGGUGGUGGCUCUGAACGAAUCUGUGCCCGGGAGCGUCAAGUCUGUCUUCAAGCCCUGGGAGCAGCGCCUUGACACCUCGGGGGGUUUUCUGGAGAGUAAUGAGGGUGACCCUGAGCUACUUAUUUUCAUCCCGUUCACAUCCGAUGUUAAGAUCAAGAGCAUUUCUGUUGUUGGUGGUGCUGAUGGAACAAGCCCGUCAAGAAUGAGAGCGUUUAUCAAUAGAGAAGGCAUUGACUUUUCUGAUGCUCAAAACAUGCAGCCUGUGCAGGAAUGGGAAUUAGCGGAGAACCUGCAAGGAGCUCUUGAGUACCAAACAAGAUAUUCAAGGUUCCAAGGUGUGGCUAACCUGACUCUGCAUUUCUCUGACAACUUUGGUGGUGAUACAACUAAGAUUUAUUACAUUGGACUACGUGGUGAAGCCACUCAGAACAAAAGGGAUGUAGUUGCGACAAUUGUAUAUGAAGUCAUGCCCAAUCCUUCCGAUCACAACGGUUAUCGUAGAUAUUUCUCCAGUGUGAUCACGCAAACCCUUGCUGGAGCCGGAAGUGUUGAUGAGAAGGUUGCGGGGAACAUUGGUGGAGGCUCGGCUUCUGUGGGUGCUGGGAUGAACGGCGAGCAUUCUGCCACCUCUACCGAUCUUAGCGGUGACACCUUUGUUGAAGCCACGCUCCAAGGAAUGGGUGGUGGUGCUACUGCUGAAGCUUCCACCAUGGCGCCUAUGCCCGGUGUCUUAGGUUUGUUAGGUGACCUGGCCAAGGCUAUGGCGACUCCCGUGCCUGGGGAGAUGCCUCUGGUAGCUGGGCUGGACCUUGCCCAGGUCGGAUUGGGUGCCGUUUCCAGGGCGCCUUUGUUGGUGGGGGGAGCAGAACCUUCGAACCGUGGCCAAGCCAGCGGCGAAGGAAGCUCUGCUGAUACACUAAGUGGGUGGGCUGAGUACCUCCAUGCUCUCUGCACGGAGAUAGGAGGCCGGGCUCGUCACCAUUUUAGGAAUGGCCAUCAUAUGGCGGAGGCUCUGGAAGAGCGGGCAUCAAAGGAAGUUAUCGACCGUGAUGGCGCCAUUGAGGCUUUGAAGAAGGAGGUGGAGUUGCUUGAGGUUGAGAGAGUGCGGCUUGUAGGAGAAGUUGAAAACCUCCACGUGGCUCAGAGCGAUUUUGAGAACUUGAGGGUCGAAAUGUCCUCUUUGAGCAAGGCGCUAGAGGGCUCGAAGGCCACGGAGCAAUUAGCUCUUGAUCAGGCCGAGAAGGCCAAUGAGACUGCUGACCUCCUUUGCAAGGAGGCAGAGGCUGAGAGGCAGUCUAGUGUUGCUCUUGGGGCUCAAGUUACCCUCCUAACCAAGCGUCUAGAGGAUGCAAGUGCAGUUGGCCUGGCCGUGGCCCCGUUAUACACAGAUGCGCUUGGUCAGUUUGGGGGCACCACUUCUUUGCCCAAGGAGCCUUCGGUGCUUAGCCUUUUUACUUGGCUAAAAUCCAAUUUGGCCAAGCUCCCUGAUUUUGUUGGUGGGGCAGUCGACUUUGGAGCGUUGGCCUCCGCUACCAAUUUCUCUAAUAUGCUGAUGCAAGACGGCUGCUUGCACGUCGAAGGCUUGAAAGAGAAGGAUGAUGUUGAGAGCCUGGCCAAGCUUGGAGUGACUUCCUGA
This is a messenger RNA of Miscanthus lutarioriparius, 4764 nucleotides long. The record is from the annotation of a GenBank genome assembly. Lineage: Eukaryota; Viridiplantae; Streptophyta; Magnoliopsida; Poales; Poaceae.